Messenger RNA from Nematostella vectensis (starlet sea anemone), 3141 nucleotides. RefSeq names its product heat shock factor protein. Bases 111 to 1655 code for a protein of 514 amino acids. The transcript has 14 exons. Gene Ontology annotation, molecular function: DNA-binding transcription factor activity; sequence-specific DNA binding. Lineage: Eukaryota; Metazoa; Cnidaria; Anthozoa; Actiniaria; Edwardsiidae. Gene Ontology annotation, biological process: regulation of DNA-templated transcription. The record is from RefSeq and is a predicted model, not a curated record.
AAGGUCGCUUGUUUCCGCUCAGUUCUAGUCAUGUCUCGAUAGUCAGCUGAUGUUUGUAGAACUAUAACCCCUUGAAAUCCGCCAUCUUGAAUCCACAUAGGGUUAUCCCAAUGAAGACAGCCGAAGGAGACCACUACAUUAUCCCUUCUAACGUUCCAGCUUUCUUAGUGAAGCUAUGGAAGUUGGUAGAGGAUCCGCAGUACGACAUGCACAUCUCAUGGAACCGGAUUGGAUCGGGGUUCCUGGUCCACGACCAAGCGACAUUCGCGCGGGAGAUUUUACCGAAAUAUUUCAAGCACAACAACUUUGCAAGCUUUGUCCGACAGCUCAAUAUGUAUGGCUUCCGCAAGGUGAUAGGUGCGGAGCAGGGAGGACUCCGCUCUGACAAUGAUGUUUGGGAGUUUCACAACCCGAACUUUCAGUGUGGUCAGCCGCAGUUGCUUGAGAAUGUCAAAAGAAAGCAGGCGGCACCAGAGGAGAAGAAAAUGAAGAAUGAGGAUGUAGCCAAAGUGCUGAAUGAGGUGCAAGACAUGAAGGGGAAACAAGACGAAAUGACUGCCAAACUAGACCAAAUGAAGAGGGAGAAUGAAACACUGUGGAGGGAACUUGUUGAUCUGCGAUCAAAACACACAAGACAACAGACUAUUGUGAAUAGGCUCUUCCAAUUUCUGAUGCGACUUGUCUACCAAAAUGAGUCAAGGCUAGCAAAUAGGAAAAGGUUGAUGAUUCAAGAUAGCUCAGAACAAGAGCAAGCAGCCAAGCGAGCCCGCCAGGAGUAUGCCGCACACCACACAGUAACCCGGUCACCAACAAGCUCAGGUCCUUCGCCUGCCUAUAGUAGUCCAGGGCCAAGUACUCAGACAUUGACAAUAUCUGAUGUAUCCAACACUCCAAAUGGUCCAUUUAUAACGGACUUACCAGAUGAUGAGGACAUCAGCCGUAGGGUUGCGUCAGCUCAUCGACCUGUUAUAGUACUUCAUGAAGACAGCUCUAAUAGAGUGUCGCCCUGCCCUAUUGUAGAAAGCCCUGUUACUACUCAAGGGCCAAGUUAUCACACAUCUCCGCCCGUUCACACCACGGGUGUGGUCACCUUUCCCGAGGAGCACCCCCAGCAGCAGCCGUCCGUCAUCCACCCAUCGCACAUAGUGGAGCCAGUGCACUACGAGGACUCUCCUGGCCGACGAGUGCUUGGACUGUCCAGACAGUACUCUGAGGAAGAUGGGGAUGGUAACCGAAAUUCCCUGGGAGAGCACAUUGACUACAUCUCGGCUAACUUGGAUUCACUACAGCAAGUACUGCAGAACCAGCAGACAUUAUUGGACGCCUCGGGAUUCGGAGAGUUUUUGACGUCAAAUUCAGACCCUAGCUUCUCUCCUUCAUCCAUCCCAUCUCAACAAGAUCUGCUGGAUGCUAUCGCCGAUAGAGCAGUCCCUAGUCCCAUGCCCCCCGCUGGCCAACACGGCCACGAGUUGGUUCAGUACGGCCAGGGUCCUAGCAAUAUGCAACGCCCCAUGAGGCACCGCGAGCAGGAAAUCCCAGGCUACGGUCGCAAAGCUAUGGCCUGGUCGCCUGGCACCUCCCAGCAACAACAGCAAUACGAAGCCGAAGGCAACCAGCGAAGUCCCUACGAUGUCCAGGAGCUUUUCAAUGGCUAGUAGUGAACUGCUACUAGCACUGAAUAAUGACUCUGGUAUCGCACCCGGUCGGCCAGAGCCAAUCAGCGAAGCCCUGACGAUGUCCACAAGCAGCCUCCUUAUAAGGUUCCCUGUGCCCGGAGAUGAAGUGUGCAGAAUUGCGGGGUCUGGAACGAGCGGAAUUGUUACUCCACGGUUACGAAAAUGGAGACCCAGCGAGUUUUUUUUAGGUCUCCAAGUUGAUGGGAGGGCUAAAACGGUCGGUUCGUCGAGCAGGGGUAUCUAGGUGAAAUUUGUUGAGGUUUCGUUGGUUUGGUUUUAGCUAAUGGUUGGACUCCAUCCUGUGGGUGCAUUUGCUGUAAGUCAUGUGAAUGACAGGGAUUGGUCCCGCCCCAAUCAUUUUACAUAAUUGGGGAACCGACACAGGAUUAAAAUUUUAUGUUGUACGCGUAUCAGAAAACGUUUCGAGCAUUAGAAAUUCGUCGGAACAAAAAAAAGAUGUCCAUGUAAAUGACGGCUUACGCAUUUCGUAAGACACAAACGUACUUCUAAGUUAAUCGGGCUUUGAACCACUUUGGCCUCUCAGCUCCUUGUGUAAGGAAGGACUCACCGCGUGACGACUAUGUCACGCAAGUGGUUUGGCUUCCAGCUCCUUGUGUGACUAGACUCAUCACGUGGCGACUGUGUCACGCAAGUGGUUUGGCUUCCAGCUCCUUGUGUGAUAGGACUCAUCACGUGACGACUGUGUCACGCAAGUGGUUUGGCUUCCAGCUCCUUGUGUGAUAGGACUCAUCACGUGACGACUGUGUCACGCAAGUGUUUUGGCUUCCAGCUCCUUGUGUGACAGGACUCAUUGGCACCCGAGUAAAAUCCCAAAACACGGCAUCAAAGAAUUAAUUUUUAUCGUGGAUAAGGAAAAUAUAUACAAAGUCUGCUUCCUGGCCUGUGCAUAUGUGAUAGUAUUCUGCUUUUUUAUAAGAAAAAAAGGAAUUUCAUCGCCACAGGUUAAGUGAAAAUGGAAUUUAUUUGCCAACUCUUACAGCCAAAGCAAUUGAAAAUGUUGCGUUUUUCAUUCAUUUUAAUUAAGUAAUAAUUUAAACUGUUCAUUUCUCCACGCGCACAAAAAAACAUAUCCGGCACUCAACUUUAAACUGAACCAAUUAAAGGUUUUCUUUGUUUUUCGUUAAAACCUUGAAAACAAGUUUUAUUCAGAGGGAGGACCUAGAGGGAAGGCCAAAACCAUCUGAGUAAAAAAAUCUAGAAGUUCAUUGGCCAAAUAUUGAGUGGCCGAUAUGAAAAUAUAGGAAGUCAGGCCGCGUUUUAACGGUUUUGUCUAAAAUCAAAACUACCUCAAUAUGUCGUAUGGCUAAGUUUUAUAUAUCAUUUUAUGUAGUAUACAUAGUGGAUCAGAACCAUUUAUUUUAGUUUAAAGGGUUUAUAUAUGCUAUGAUAAUGAAUGAGUCAUUACUGAAAAAGAUGUAAAAAAUUAAAGUCAAGAGUUGCAAAA